AUGCGACACUAUCGCUGGGCCCUACUCGCCAUACCCCUCGCGCCCACAUUGAUCCUCUCGGUUCCGCGCGCCCACGCCGUUAUGGUUUCCGCCUCCGGUCCGUCAACGUCAACGUCAGCGGUUGCUGAUCCGUCAAAGUUCGGCUACCGGUCGACGGCGGAAGAUGUGACGGCGGGCGUCGAUUUGAGCGGCAAAGUAGCAAUCGUAACGGGCGGCAGCAGCGGCAUCGGCACGGAGACGGCGCGGGUGCUGGCUCUGCGGGGCGCGUCCGUGGUGCUCGCGGUGCGCAACACGGAGGCCGGGGAGGCCGCCAAAGCCGCCAUCAUCAAGGACAUCGAGGCUCGAAGCGCAGCGGCGGCGGCGGGGGGAGUUCCGCCGGCAGUGCGCGAGCGCGUGAGCGUGAUGCCUCUGGAUCUGGGGUCGCUCAAGUCCGUGCGCGCGUUCGCCGCGGACUACCUGCGCCUUAACCGCCCUCUGCAUCUGCUCAUCAACAAUGCGGGCGUGAUGAUGUGUCCGUACAUGCUCACAGCGGAUGGCUAUGAGAACCAGUUCGGUACCAACCACGUGGCUCACUUCCUGCUGACCAACCUGCUGCUGCCGAAGCUUAAGGAAACCGCGAAGCAGGAGGGUGCAGAGGCGCGCAUCGUGAUCGUGUCCUCCGCCGCGCACCAGUUCCCGUACCCGGGCGGCAUCCGCUUUGACGCCAUCAACGCCAAGGAGGGCUACGACAUGAUGAAGGCGUAUGGGCAGUCCAAGCUCGCGAAUAUUCUGCACGCCAGAGAGCUCUCGAGGAGGCUCAAGGAGGAGGGAGCAGGCGUGACAGUGAAUGCGCUGCACCCGGGGGUGAUUCACACCAACCUCACGCGCUACUUGGUGCCGGAGGGGACUAUCUGGCACACAAUCGGACAGGGAGCGUACAACCUGGUGUUCCAGUGGUUCAUGAAGACCAUUCCUCAGGGUGCAGCCACAUCGUGUUUCCUCGCAGCGCACCCCUCAGUGGCGGGUGCGAGUGGGGGCUACUACGCGGACUCACGGGCAGCAGAGGGUAAGGCGACAGCCCUGAGCAAGGACAUGGAGCUAGCUGGGAAGCUGUGGGAACUGAGUGAGAAGAUGGUGAGCAAGGAGUGA
Messenger RNA from Closterium sp. Yama58-4, 1128 nucleotides. The record is from the annotation of a GenBank genome assembly. NCBI's taxonomy places the organism in Eukaryota, Viridiplantae, Streptophyta, Zygnematophyceae, Desmidiales, Closteriaceae.